CGGGUAUCGCUUUCGCUAUCGUUCCCAGCUUCCAACGCUACACAAGCCUGCAUCCCCAUACACUUUGAGAUCGGCGAACAUAUCGUUAUUAUUCAUUGGGAGCAACAGACCCAGUAGUUUGGUUCGGCGAUUUAGCUUCGGUGUGACAGCCUUACUUUUAUGAGGGUCUUAUGAGGUUGAUAGACUUAUAAAAGGCCUACUCGAACCCCCAUACACUUGAUCUCUCUCUUCUGCUCACGAUAGUUUUUCCCAAGGACGAAUGAAGUUAGCAUUGGCCCACCUACACCUUACAUACAUACAUGGUAAAUACGACGGUAGCCACAGACCUAUAAGAAGAUGGAUUGUGGCAAACGGGCUUAUCGCGCUGUGCCGCGCCGCAUUUGGAUCGGCCCGUUCGAUCCAAACGGAUUCACGCUGAUGGACGUUUCCCCAUCUCUGGUCGGCAUCGUCAGUUGAAUGGCCUGGAGUCGGCAAUGAAUUAAUUCAAGCUGGUAUCAUAACUACGAUGAACUAGCGAGGACGCAAGAUCGAGUUGAAGGAUAUUAUUAGUGCUGACGUAGUACAUACCGCAAGUCAUCGCAGUCUUAUACUCCAGCCUUGUCGGUAUGAACGACAGUAGCACGCAAGAGCACAAGCCACGCGGUCCGCGGCUCUAUCAUAAAAAGUCUCGUACCGGAUGUACGCGAUGUAAGCAGAGACGAGUCAAGUGUGAUGAAACUCGACCAAGCUGUGGCUCUUGCUCAAGACAUGCGGUUGAGUGCGUGUAUUUGACUACGAGCCAGGCGUCUUCAGCAGCCGCCGGCAGAUCAAAGUCGGCUACCCGGCACGAUAGUAGGCCAACCGGUCACUCUACAGCUUCCAGCAGCAGGUUAGUACCUACUUACGACGACGCUUCACGUCAGUCGCCAGUGAGUAAUGCGCCUGGUCUUUUCAGCAACGAUAUCAAGCCGGUGGUGUAUUCACCAAAUGGCCCAGGAUUUUACUCCUCGCCGUCUUCGUCUUAUGUUACCCCUGCAGAUGAUGGCUCAGAUGUCGAAGUCAACCUACCCGAGGGACCAUGGCGACGGUUCUGGGAAUUACGCUUGCUAUACAAUUAUUAUGCGAACAUGUCGCAGCCGUUUUCGAUACCACAAAACCAGGAGAUCACAUACAUGUGGCAACACGAAAUCCCCGAGCUAGCCACCCGCAUGGCAAUUCAGCAAAAUCGAUCCGCUUUACUUUAUGUGAUAUUUGCUAACUCGGCUCUAUAUCUUUGGAAGGAAAGCACGGACAAACAGGAGCGAAUCGAACUUAUGAAAUUGCAACAGGCCUACCAUGUCAUGUGUAGUAGAGAACAGCGGCGCGAUAUCGAUGAUUUAUUGCCGAGGAUGUCUCAAAAUGCCCUCUUCAUCUGUUUCACUAGUAUUCGGAUGCUGGCACAUUCGAUAGGCCUAGUUCAAACAAUGGCCGUAGAUCCUUGGGAGCCCCCGGUCCAGUGGUUGCAUAUGGGACGUGGGGCAGGCGAGAUAUUAAAAAUGGCUGGAAAGUUGGCCGAUCCGGAGAACGCCCAGAGGAUUGCGGCGUUUGAGAAAGGGCCACCAGAUUUAAGUAAUAGUAAGGAGUUGAUUACUUCUGAUCAUAGCUCGCUCGAUUGGCUCCUAGAACAUCCCGCCGGACCCGGAUCGAAUGCGGCGCAAGAGGACCACGAGCUAGAUGAUGAAAAUGCGAGACGGGUAUACGAAAGUGCUCUGUCGUACACGUGCACGAUACACAGAGCACUUGCCGAUGGUGAACGAGAUUAUGCUGUUGUAAGGAGGUUCGGUGGCUUUGCUAUCUACGUGCCAGCUGAGUUCACCAAAUUCGUAGAGGAAAGGAGGCCGAGAGCUAUGGUGAUAUUAGCACAUUUUAUGGCCCUGUGGAUAGGCUUCGAGCACAUAUGGAUGAUCGGCCGAGCUGGCGAGUUGCAGGUUAGGGGCAUAUAUAAGGCUUUGCCAAUAGAAUGGAGUAGCAAGCUUGACGGCCUAGUUGCGAGGUUUAAGCCGCCGGAUGUAGGUACAUAGGUUAAGCUAGAUCUUUCCUAAGUAGCAAGCCCUGACUUGUAAAUUAAGGCAUGUACUAUUUGAAGAGGAACGCCCAGCACUUUAUGUUCUUAUGAUGUGAUGUCGCAUAGC
Daldinia vernicosa is the source of this 2150-nucleotide messenger RNA. RefSeq lists its product as uncharacterized. Gene Ontology annotation, molecular function: zinc ion binding; DNA-binding transcription factor activity, RNA polymerase II-specific. The transcript has 2 exons. The coding region runs from base 606 to 2039 and encodes 477 amino acids. NCBI's taxonomy places the organism in Eukaryota, Fungi, Ascomycota, Sordariomycetes, Xylariales, Hypoxylaceae. The record is from RefSeq and is a predicted model, not a curated record. Gene Ontology annotation, biological process: regulation of transcription by RNA polymerase II.